UCGCACGGGCUGGAGUUGCGCACGGUGCUAGCGGCGAUGGAAGCGCUAUCAGCAGAGAAGUGGUCGCUGUGUUUGGACAACGAGGGGCGAGUCUUGGAUCAGUACAACGUACGGAAAAUAGUUUUUCACAAGGGAAUAUGUGAAGAUAUACGACAUGAAGUUUGGCCAUUUUUGCUGGGGUAUUACCCGUUCAAUUCGACCAGCGAAGAAAGAAAGAGAAUCGAUGACGAGAAAGGUAUA
Geodia barretti is the source of this 240-nucleotide messenger RNA. Lineage: Eukaryota; Metazoa; Porifera; Demospongiae; Tetractinellida; Geodiidae. The record is from the annotation of a GenBank genome assembly.